Molecule: messenger RNA, 2862 nt
Organism: Arabis nemorensis
Lineage: Eukaryota; Viridiplantae; Streptophyta; Magnoliopsida; Brassicales; Brassicaceae
Source: the annotation of a GenBank genome assembly
AUGUCUUCUGCCUCGAACGGAUUCGUGAGCUUCUACUCAGCUAUCCGCUCGUUUCGAGUAUGCUCUGCCGUCACGCGGUGGAGUCAUGGUGCUAAUUGGAGGUCACCUUCUAGUCUCCGUGCUCAAAGCAGGAUCACUACUCCAAUGAUUGAGAAAUUUGAGCAGAAAUUCACCACCAUUGCUUCUGAACAUGCCUACAAGGGUAUCUUAACAACUCUCCCUAAGCCUGGUGGUGGAGAGUAUGGAAAGUUCUACUCCUUACCAGCUUUAAACGAUCCAAGAACCGAUAGGUUACCGUACUCCGUUCGGAUACUACUGGAAUCAGCUAUUCGCAAUUGUGACAACUUUCACAUCACAAAGGAUGAUGUUGAGAAAAUAAUGGAUUGGGAGAAUACAUCUCCUAAGAAAGUUGUGAUCCCCUUUAAACCUGCCCGUGCUAUUUUACAGGAUUUUACUGGAGUACCAGUAAUAGUUGAUCUUGCUGCUAUGAGGGAUGCCAUGAAGAAUCUUGGAAGUGAUCCUAACAAGAUUAAUCCGCAGCUUCCUGUUGAACUUGUUUUUGAUCACUCAGUCCAAGUUUGUGGUGCAAAACCAGAAAAAGAUCUGCGAAAAGGUAUGGAGCUAGAAUCUGACAGGAAUUGGGAAAGGUUUAUGUUCCUUAAGUGGGGUUCAUCAGCCUUUUACAACAUGGUGAUGGCUUCUCCAGGGUCUCAUAUUGUUCAUCAGGUAGACUUGGAGUAUCUCGGACGUGUUGUUUUUAACUCAGAGGGAUUUAUCUAUCCUGAUAGUGUUGUUGGUACAUAUUCCGACACAACAACGAUGGGUGGGUUAGGAAUCGCUGGGUGGGAGGUUGGAGGAAUUGAGGCAGAAGCAGCAAUACUUGGCCAGCCCAUCAGCGUGGUGCUACCUAGUGUGGUUGGACUUAAGUUGGUUGGAAAGUUGCGGGUUGGAGUUUCGCGUACUGAUUUGGUUCCAACUGUGAUUCAAAUGUUAAGGAAGCAUGGUGUUUUUGGCAGUUUUGUUGAGUUUUAUGGAGAGGGAAUGAGUGAACUGUCACUAGAUGAUAGAGCUAGGAUUGCAAAGAUGUCCCCUGAAUAUGGGACAACAAUGGGUUUCUUCCCUGUUGAUCAUGUUACACUGAAGUACCUGAAGUUGAAGGGAAGAAACAAUGAAACUGUGGCAAUGACUGAAUCAUACUUACGCGCAAACAAGAUGUUUGUUGACUACAAUGAGCCGCAACAAGAAAGAGCAUAUACAUCUUGUCUGCAAUUGGAUUUGGGAGAUGUUGAGCCAUGUAUUUGUGGUCCAAAAAGACCUCGCGACCGAGUUCUUUUGAAAGACAUGAAGGCUGACUGGAAGGCAUGCCUUGACAAUCCUCUCGGAUUCAAGGGAUUUGCAAUCCCGAAAGAAGAACAAGACAAAAUUGCUAAAUUUUCAUUCAUGGGACAACCUGCUGAGCUAAAACAUGGUAGUGUUCUUAUUGCGACCAUUACGAGUGGUAACACCAUGUCAAGUCCUUGUGACAUGGUUGCGGCUGCACUUGUUGCUAAAAACACUUAUGACAUGGGCUUGAAAGUAAAACCAUGGGUCAGGACAAGUCUUGCUCCUGGUUAUGGAGUUGUCAAGGAGUAUCUGCUUCAAAGUGGGCUGCAAGAGUACUUGGGCAAGCAAGGAUUCCAAAUUGUUGGCCAGGGUUACACAACAUGCAUUUGGGGCUCUGGCCAACUUGAUGAGUCAAUUGCAUCUGCUGUUUCAGAAAAUGAUAUAGUUGCGGCUGCUGUGUUAUCUAGUAGUAGAGGCUUUGAAAGUCGUGUUCAUGCGUUUGUAAAAGCAAACUAUCUUGCUUCGCCACCACUAGUUGUCGCAUACGCGCUUGCUGGGACGGUUAACAUCGACUUUGAGACAGAGCCAAUAGGAACUGGCAAAGAUGGAAAAAGUGUUUACUUAAGGGACAUAUGGGCAAGCAGUGAAGAAGUUACUCAGGCUCUUCAAAAUAGUGUGUUACAAAGCAUGUUCAAGAGCACUUACGAGACAAUAACAAAGAGAGAUUCUGUGUCACCAAGUUCUACACUCUAUUCUUGGGAUUCAAACUCGACAUACAUUCAUGAACCUCCGUAUUUCAAGAACAUGACCACGAAUCCACCUGGUCCACGUGAAGUGAAAGAUGCUUAUUGCUUACUACAUUUUGGAGACAACAUAACCACAGAUCACAUUUCCCCAGCAGGAAAUAUCCACAAAGACAGCCCUGCUGCAAAGUUUCUCGCUGACCAAUAUUCAAUGUGUCAGUCUGAUUUCAACUCGUAUGGAAGUCGUCGAGGAAACCAUGAGGUGAUGACUCGUGGCACAUUCGCCAAUAUCCGUAUUGUUAACAAGCUCUUAAAUGGAGAAGUUGGCCCCAAGACAGUUCACAUUCCCACUGGAGAGAAAAUUUGCGUUUUUGAUGCAGCAAGUAGAUACAAAACCGCUGGACAGGAUACGAUCAUACUAGCUGGUGCAGAGUAUGGAACUGGUAAGUCACGGGAUUGGGCUGCAAAAGGUCCAAAGCUUCUGGGAGUAAAAGCUAUCAUUGCCAAGAGCUUUGAUAGAAUCCACAGGAGUAACUUGGCAAGUGUGGGGAUUGUUCCUCUGUGUUUCAAGCCUGGCGAGGAUGCGGAAACUCUUGGACUGACCGGUCGUGAACGCUACACAAUCCAUCUUCCUAGCAAUGUUAGUGAGAUGAAACCGGAUCAAGUCAUAACCGUGACCUCCGACACUGCUAAAUCUUUUGUAUGCAUUUUGCGGUUAGACACAGAGGUGGAACUAGCAUACUAUGAUCAUGACGGUAUGCUUCCUUACAUCAUCCGAAGUUUGAGAAAUAAGUGA